Messenger RNA from Procambarus clarkii (red swamp crayfish), 588 nucleotides. RefSeq names its product adhesive plaque matrix protein-like. Lineage: Eukaryota; Metazoa; Arthropoda; Malacostraca; Decapoda; Cambaridae. The record is from RefSeq and is a predicted model, not a curated record.
AUGAUGACUGGAGUCGCUGGAGUCGUCGUGUUGGGUAUGGUUGUGGUAGCAGCCAGGGCAGUGGCUGCGGCAGACUACCCUGAGCCCUGUUACCCCGAUACCCUCUACGUCACCCAAUACCAGACGCAGGUCCAGCAGGUGCCUGUGUACCAGACGGUUUAUAAAGAACAGUACAUUCCUACCACCUUGUACCACACCCACUACCACACCAAGCACCUUACCCAGCACCACACGCAGUACGUGCCCAAGUACGUGACGGAGACCGUGUACAAGACCAACAUCCAGUACGUGACCAAGUACAAGACCCAAUACAAGACGGACUACGUCACCCAGUACGCUACAAAGAUCCAGUACAUCCCCACCUACAUCACCAAGGUCCAGUACAAGACCGAAUACCGCACCGACGUCAAGUACCAGCCCGUGUACGAGACGGUGUAUAAGCCCAAGUAUAUCACUAAGACGUACGCUCAGUAUCAUACACAGUAUGAAACCCAGCUGGUCCCUCAGUACGUCACUGUCACUAAGACGCACAAGACGUACAAGACCGUCUGCCCCAAGCCGGUCUACGGCUACGCCCACGGCUUCUAG